UAUUGUGCAACCUAACCACUGCCUAUAUUCCCUAUCUUUCUCUCUCGCUGUUUCAAUGCGGCCUUCAAACAGCAGCGCCUGGAGGAUGCUCACCAGAUAGCCAGUGGACUGCAGGACUUCAGGCAGCAGAAAACCAGAGAGCUGGCAGAGCAGCUGAGAACUUGCCUGCUGGGCAGCCAGAAGGCAAAAGAGGGAACCUCAAGCAAUCCCAGUCCGCCCCAGAGUGAAAGUCCUCCUCUAGAAAAGAAAGAUAAAGGAGGAAAGGGAAAAGGGAAAUGGGUGGAUUCCCAAGAAGCUCGGUUGGCGGAGCUGGAGGAAUCUUACCGGGAGCAAAUCUUGGAAGAGAAAGCAAAACUGGAGGAUCAGCUGGAAAGAGGGGAAAUGAAGAAGUGGUCAAAGCAGAAACUGAUCAGAGAACAUGAUGAGACGGUGACCUUCCUGGACAAGGCGUUUCGCCAAGAUAUGCACAAGCUCAGAGGGAGGAUGGAGAAAGAUCAAAGGAGAAAAUACUCAGGUCAAGAAGACGGAAAUUCUCUGACUUCUGAAGCUGCCUCUUUGCCAGGACAAAACCAACCCAGCCUGGCUGAAGACAGAGUUCUUUCCCUCUUGGCAGAAAAUAUCAAGGUCUUGAAGCAAACUGAACUCCUAGUGAGCUUACGAACCACCCUGCUGAAUCCUCGGUUCACAGCUCUUCUGUCUGAUAGCAAUGGAGCUGGUGGUAUGACAUCUUCCAAGCUCCUUGCUCUUCUGAAGGAUGUGAACUGCCAAAUCCAAAAGUGUGCAGCGGUGGUUGGACUGCUAGGUGUCCAUCGUCCGGAAUAUGAUAAAGUAAAUUCUUUUCAGGAUAUAAUGGACACUCAGAUGGUCCCUAAAUCCAGAGAUCUUGUCCCUCUGCUCACAUCAACCCUUUCUGCAAGGGAAUUUGUCGUGUACCAAUACGGAAUGGUGAUCCUGAAAUUCCUGAGACCUCAUAUUGGCGCACCAGAGAUUGAUCUGUGCAUUGCUUCCAGCAUUCCUUCCAGCAACACACUAGGAAACGCCUUCCGGAACUCUUUCCAUUAUCAGGCCUCUGGCAACAAACUGUUCAUUCUAAGGGAGUGCCUGAGUUGCGUAGGGAGCUUUAUCCUGCUUCUCGUGCACUGCCUGGCCCACAUCGCUGCCGAAGACCUCAGCCAGGAUUCCAGCCCAGCUUUUCGGAGGCUGUUUUACCAGGCACUCAAGGCUUGCCUGGGUGAAAUGUUCUCUCUCAGGCUUCAGACGUCAGCAGUUCUGGAGGACAGUAAAUCCGCUGCAAUGAUGAUUAACGAGGCUUUUCUGAAGGGAGAGGGGCUCGCAGAUGAGAAAAUCAAUCUCCUCUCAGGGCUCUUGGAUGCCAAAGUGAAGCCUUCUGCAGACUUAGAGGAGGAGCGUGAUAGCCUCUUGCUUGACGUGGAUUUCGACGACUCACUCAGAAGCAAACUGCCUGGAAAGAAGAAGGAUUGUUAUUCCAACAUCUUGCCCAGAGGCCAGGAGAUUCUCCCAUUGACAAGCUCACAGGCCAGCAGUUACCCCCACACCACCCCUGAAGCAGCAGCAGACAAGCUGGAUGUGCUCAACGAGAAGCUGGUGACACUCCUGCAAGAGGAGGAAGAAUGCAUCUCCAGGAGCGGAGAUGACGGAUCUUCACUGUUUGAUGAGCUCAAGGCCAUCAGCUUGGAGAAAGACUCUCUGCUGAAGGAAAUAGAAGCCCUGGAAAGGAAAGUGGCAGAAGCCAAAAGGGGGAGGCCGGAAUGA
Molecule: messenger RNA, 1773 nt
Organism: Lacerta agilis (Sand lizard)
Lineage: Eukaryota; Metazoa; Chordata; Lepidosauria; Squamata; Lacertidae
Exons: 11
Coding region: 382-1773 (463 amino acids)
Source: RefSeq, a predicted model, not a curated record